GACCCCGAAGACAGCAGCAUCGCGGAGAACGGCAACGGCGCAGUGGCGGCGAAGUGGGGGCUCGGGGGUACCAUGGUCACGCUGGUCACGCCGGACGCAGCACACGGCGCUGCUGGCGUGGAGCACCCUCGGAGGUGGCCGUUGAAGCAGGCGCUUGUCGUGCCAGACGAGACUGGGCCGCCUGGAGUGUCUGGCAGCGAGCGCGGGGAGCUCGGCACGCUGCCAGGCCUCGGCGCCCAGGAGUCGAUGGAUCUCGUCCUCGAGGCCGCCGAUGCGGCGCGGCACGGGGGCCGGCGCCGCCUCGGGCUUGAUGGGUCCGCCGGUCCCGGCCGCCAGACCGACUCCAUCUACGAGAGCGUCUCGGUGCAGUGCCACACGGAUCAAGGCUGCAUCUGCGAGCCGACAACUGACACCGCAAAGCUGCCGGACAUGCCAAAUGAGAUCUCCGUGCGCCGCGGCCACGUGGCCGCGACCUCCGACAACCAGGGCAUGCUCGCGGACAAGCACGCUUGGGCGGAAGACAAGCUGGCCGCCCACAAUGACCGCUUCGACGUGCUUGAGACGGAGGCAACGAACGCCAAGGAGAAGGCCGAGGAGGCUAAGAAGCGCUGUCAAGCCGUCCUCCACUUCAUCAAGGUGAUCCCAGGCAUGAGUCCCUAA
This is a messenger RNA of Prorocentrum cordatum, 660 nucleotides long. The record is from the annotation of a GenBank genome assembly. NCBI's taxonomy places the organism in Eukaryota, Dinophyceae, Prorocentrales, Prorocentraceae.